UAUAUAUAAACCCAACAACAAAAAUAGGGUUUUGAAGUCUCUCACAUACUAAAACCAAAGGGUUUAGCUCUCUUGCAGCCGUCCGUCUGCUCUUUGUAGCUAACCAGCAAAGCUUCAAACAUGGCCGUUGGGAAGAACAAGAGGAUUUCCAAGGGAAAGAAGGGAGGAAAGAAGAAGGCAGUUGAUCCAUUUGCUAAGAAGGAUUGGUAUGAUAUCAAGGCUCCUUCAGUUUUUACUACCAGAAAUGUUGGGAAGACUCUUGUUACCCGUACUCAGGGUACCAAGAUUGCUUCAGAAGGACUCAAGCACCGUGUGUUUGAGAUUUCACUGGCUGAUCUUCAAGGUGGUGAUGAGGAUCAUGCGUACAGAAAGAUUCGAUUGAGAGCUGAAGAUGUUCAAGGAAAAAAUGUUUUGACCAACUUCUGGGGAAUGGAUUUUACAACUGACAAACUGAGGUCUUUAGUGCGUAAAUGGCAAACUCUGAUUGAAGCUCAUGUGGAUGUGAAGACAACUGACAAUUACACUUUGAGAAUUUUCUGCAUUGGAUUCACUAAGAGACGCCCAAACCAGGUUAAAAGGACUUGUUAUGCACAAUCCAGCCAGAUUAGACAGAUACGGCGAAAGAUGAGGGAGAUAAUGACUGCCCAAGCAUCAUCAUGCAAUUUGAAGGAAUUAGUUCAAAAGUUCAUUCCCGAGAUGAUUGGAAAAGAAAUUGAAAAGGCAACGUCUAGCAUCUAUCCUUUGCAGAAUGUGUUCAUUCGUAAAGUCAAAAUUUUGAAGGCUCCCAAGUUUGAUCUUGGAAAGUUGAUGGAGGUUCAUGGUGAUUACACAGAAGAUGUUGGUUUGAAAGUGGAGAGGCCGGCUGAUGAGACAACGGCUGAGGUUACCCCAGAGGUUGUUGGAGCUUAAAUGAAGAGUCCUUGAAUAUCUUGUUUUUUCUGCUUCUGAGAGUUUUGUUGAUCAUUUUCUUUUUGUUGGAAACUCGAUUAGAGAAUAUCUGCAUGUUUUGAUUACAAGGAUAAACGAAAUAUUCAGUAGACAACAUGUUACUCCUUGGACAUGUCUGUUUUGGUAUCGAUCAUCUAUACAAUUAAUGUUAUCCCAUUGAUCUGAAAUACCCCUAGGUCACUGUGCAUUGUACAGCUUGCUGGUUUUGCUAAUGCUACCAUAUGAACACCCACCCAUUUGGAAUGAGUAUUU
Durio zibethinus is the source of this 1200-nucleotide messenger RNA. RefSeq names its product small ribosomal subunit protein eS1-like. Gene Ontology annotation, biological process: translation. The record is from RefSeq and is a predicted model, not a curated record. Gene Ontology annotation, cellular component: ribosome. Gene Ontology annotation, molecular function: structural constituent of ribosome. Lineage: Eukaryota; Viridiplantae; Streptophyta; Magnoliopsida; Malvales; Malvaceae.